Messenger RNA from Ectocarpus siliculosus, 1857 nucleotides. The record is from the annotation of a GenBank genome assembly. Lineage: Eukaryota; Phaeophyceae; Ectocarpales; Ectocarpaceae.
AUGGGAGCCAUGUGCUCAAAAUCCGGCGGCAAUGUCGCGAACAAGGAAAACAUGGGGCAGCUCCCGGACGAGAUGAUGUUACCCAACGGUGUCGACAGCACAAUGGCAGGCAGCGGCGGCAGCGUGGAUGCCCAGUCGAACAGCAGGGAUCGUGGCUUGGAGGCAUCGAAGGGGGCUACCGCAAGCUCCAACGGCCAAGUGGAGGACGACGGUGCCGCGGUGCUAGGAGCGGCGCUCGACUCAACGGCCUUCUUGUCCCCUGCUCCCGCGCAUGGGGCUCAAGUUGCUGCUGCUGAGGGUACCAGCCCAGCCGGCAGCAAUGACGUUGAACCUGGUGCCGCAGCAGUUGUCAAUGGCAUCGCUGGGCAAGACAAAGUAGUAAGCGACAUGCAGCUUGAGGACAGGUCGGCGUGGGUGGCGCGUAACUUGGGGAUGCUGCCCCGGGGCGGCAGCGAGAUCGAAGCGGAGAAGCUCAAAGAGCUGCCGGGCCUCGAAGAUUGCCUCCACGAGCUCCUGUCGGAGCGAGCACGCCACCUUUCCACGAUGGAGACCCUGAGCAGCCAGCUCAGGCGCCGCGAGGCGGAGGCGACCAAGGCCGCUCACGACAACAAGGCGCUGACAGCGAGGCUGGAGUGCUCGGAGCAAGACAGGUCGGCCCUCGAGCGACGUGGGAGGGCGGAAGGGGAGGAGCACCGUGUGGAGCGCGCGCGCUGGUUCGUGCACAAACAGGAGCUGGAGACGCGGUGUGUUCAGCUGGAGAGCCGGGACACCCAGUACCGGGCGUCGAUCCGCAAGAAGGAAGUGGAGUACGGAAGGCUGCAGGACUCUCUUAGGCGUGCAGUGGAGAAAGGCAGCGGUGUUGUCUCUCGGGGAGCAGGGAAGGGCGGCAGCAAGUGCAGCAGAGGCAUCGAGAGCAACUUGGAGCUAUCCCCCGGGGCGGCUACAACAGAGGCGGGUAAGCACCCUCUCGGAGCCGUGCUCAACAACCAGGCUGAGUCGAAGGUGGGGGAGCUGGAGGGGGAGAACUUCGCGCUGAGAAACAUGCUGCAAGACCUCCAGAGAGAGGUGAUGGAACUUAAAGACUACCAAGACCGCCACGGGGAUCUCGUGUCCGCCGAGAGGGGUUCGAUAGAGGGAGGCGGUAUCUGGGGGGGGAGGAUGUCCGUGGAUCCCCUGGCCGAGGAAGUGAUCGAGGGCAUGCCGGCGGAUUGGCUGGAGAGGCAGUUCGGGGAGGAGAAUGCACGACAGAUGAAGGGCAUGCGUUGCGCCGUGAAGCGGGUGCUUGGCGAAGGCGAGCAGGAAGGGGGGUCGGCGGAUGACUCCAUGUCGGCUGAGGACGUAACAUCGCUGGUGUCACAGCUGCGAGAGGCCCGCUCCCUGCUGAGGGAGCAAGACGCGAUCAUGUUCGCCGCCAUUUUCGACAAGCCGGGUGCUGGAACCAGCGCCGCUAACAAAGAUCGAUGUAUGUUCGGAGGAGACGACGGCGUAUACUUGGGGGGGUCAGGCGCAUGGGACUCCCUCGAGCGCCUGGAGCAGCAGAGGGAGGAGCUAGGAAAGGAGCGUCUGAAGCUGGAGGCAGACAAGGCCAAGUUUUUGGAGGAGGCUGUGCACCGCGACAGCAAGAGCUUUGUAUUUGCCUGUCCCCCGGCCACCCCGACCGCGGACAGCAGGUAUGCGACUCCGGUCCACCAUCACGGAAAGGCGUUAGGAAACGGAAAGUUGACGGUCGCAGCGGCUAGCCCUGCCCCGAACGGGAGGGGGGGGGAAGCGGGGAACUUAUCCCGGAUGUCGUUCACGCCUCCCACCGCCUCCCCAGACACAACAAAGCUGCUGGGAGCGCUUGGAAUAGUUCCUUGA